AUGGCUGACGACAAGGUUAAAACAAAAAAAGGCAGAGCUUUAAAAUCUGCUUUCUCUAAUGUUGAAUAUUGGUUAUGCAACAUUAAUUUUAAUGCCAACUUGCCGGGAAAUUUUAAAAACCUGAAAUGCUUUUGUGAAGACUGCGUUAAACUUUUGGAUGGAUUUCGUUGUCUCAUCCAACCUGUUAUUGCUAAAAAUGAUAUCAGUGAUGAAAUUCGUUCUGACAUCAAAAAAAUUUUAAAAAGUCAUGGUCGGGCAUUGUCAAAAAGGGGUAUUGACUCCGUUAGCAAUGACCUCAAAUAUGUUCAGCGAUUCCUUGAUGUCGCUAAUGACAACAAGGAUCAAGAAAACAAUAUUGCUAUUUUUCAUCUUGCUGAGACUGAUGGCAAGGAUAAGAACACCGUUUUGUCGGUUGUUAAUAAGCUGACCGGUGAUUCUAUAAAAGCUAAUAAUAUCUUAAAAAUUUACGGACAGGGUCGUAGAGUCGCUAGAGCUGAUACUCCGCGUCCUGUCAUUGUUAAAUUUUUCAGUUUAGUUGUUAAAAUGAAAAGCACUGAGCUACGCGGUCUUAUUGCUGAUGCUAAGUUUAAGGAAGCUGGCAAUCAGCACUUUUUGUACCGGGUCAGGGGAGUGGCCGGUCGAUGGAAGAUCGUAAAACUUCCAUAG
Molecule: messenger RNA, 666 nt
Organism: Helobdella robusta
Lineage: Eukaryota; Metazoa; Annelida; Clitellata; Rhynchobdellida; Glossiphoniidae
Exons: 3
Coding region: 1-666 (221 amino acids)
Source: RefSeq, a predicted model, not a curated record